This is a messenger RNA of Acaulospora morrowiae, 3711 nucleotides long. The record is from the annotation of a GenBank genome assembly. NCBI's taxonomy places the organism in Eukaryota, Fungi, Glomeromycota, Glomeromycetes, Diversisporales, Acaulosporaceae.
AUGGGCCGUCUAGACAGACUCGAACUUGAAAACUUUAAAUCCUAUAAGGGUCGCCAAACUAUUGGACCUUUUUAUAAUUUUACCUCUGUAAUUGGACCAAAUGGUGCAGGAAAAUCAAAUCUCAUGGACGCAAUUUCUUUUGUGUUGGGAGUCAAGUCUGCACAACUACGUUCUACACAGUUGAAAGAACUAAUUUAUCGAGGAAGAUCUAUGCAAGAAGAAGGUGAAGAGGACAUGGAUCUUGAAGGGCAUCUAGAAAGCCCGAAGCGAGCGUGGGUCAUGGCUGUAUACAAGGAUGAUGACGAUGACGAAAUCCACUUUCAACGAAGCAUUACGAAAACUGGUUCGAGUGAAUAUAGGAUCAAUGACGAUGUGGUUACCUUUUCAGUAUACAAUGCUGAACUGGAAAAACGGAAUAUCCUAGUAAAGGCUAGAAACUUUUUGGUUUUCCAGGGUGAUGUAGAAGCAAUCGCAUCGCAAUCACCAAAAGAUCUAACUAGACUCAUCGAGCAAAUCAGUGGCUCUCUAGAAUUUAAGGCAGAAUAUGAAAGGCUAAAGAUACAGCAAGAACGAGCGACCGAAAAUUCAACAUUUAAUUAUAAUAAAAAACGUGGCAUCAAUUCUGAAAUACAGGAAUAUCAAAAGCAAAAAGCCCAAGCACAACAAUUUGAAAAAUUACAGGCCGAAAAGGCACAAAUCAUGGUUGACUACCUCUUAUGGAGAUUAUUUCAUAUUCAAGAGGAUAUAAAAGAAUAUCGAGGACAGAUAAACGAUCAUAAUAAUAUAAUUGCAGAGAAACAGAAGAUACAGAAAGAGUAUGAUGCUGAGCUGAAAAAGGCCAGAGUCGAACAGGCAAAAGUUCACAGAGAGUAUUACCAGGUGGAAAGGGAGAUGAAAUUGAAAGAGAAAGAAUUAGAAGAGAAGCGCCCAGCUUUGCUUACAGUGGACGAAAAAAUCGCACAUUCUAAAAGAAAAUUAAAUCAAUUUGAACAAAACGCUGAAAGAGUACGAAAAGAUUUUGAGCGACAGUCGAAACGCGUCGAAUCACUGCAGCUAGAAUUAGAUAAAGUUACUAGGGAUGCCGAACAAUACGAGGCUUCACUAAAUGCCGAAAGUAGUAGCAGCAAGAAAAGCGCAAACUUAAACGCCGAUGAAAUCGCAGAAUAUAACAGAAAGAGGGAAGAAGCAAACAAAAAGAUCAUAACAGAGAAACAACAGUUAGAAAAUUUCCGCCGACAAGAAAAGACAUGUAGCGAGUCGACGCAGCGAUUGAAGGAGAAGAUGGAAGAUUUGGAUAGACGUCGUAAACAACUGGAGGAAGAAAGUUUAUCAUUAUCGGAUCACAAAGACAAAGGAUCUGCGUAUGUGGCGCAACUACAACUUGAUCUUGAAAAAUCAAAAGGAGAACUCCAGUCAAUCAUUGUUGAAAGAGAAUCCAUUAACCGUCAAGAAAUUUACUUAAAUCGAGAGUUGCAGGAAGUUCUUAACAAAAUCACCGUGGCAAAUGUAGAUCAAAAUGAAUCGGAAAGGGAACAAAAAAUGAAGGAAUGUUUAGAAAGUUUGAAAAGAGUUUUUUCAGGUGUACAUGGACGUCUUUUGGAUCUGUUUACGCCGAGUCAGAGAAAGUACGCAGUUCCAGUCUCGAUUAUCUUAGGAAGAAAUUUGGACGCAAUUAUUGUUGAUCAACAAAAGACCGCUAUCGAAUGCAUCCAGUACAUGAGGGAGCAACGACUUGGACACGCGACAUUUAUUCCUCUUGACACAAUUGUAGUCAAAUCAAUAAAUGACAAGUAUCGAAGUUUUAUGAAAGGAGCGAGGUUAGCUAUCGAUGUUAUUACGUACAAUGAUAAAUUAGAACGCGCAUUUCAAUAUGCAUGCGGUAAUACGUUGGUAUGCGAUACUCUCGAAAUCGCAAAGCACAUAUGUUACGAAAAGGAUCAACACAUCAAAGCUGUUACCCUUGACGGUACCAUAAUUCAUAAAAGCGGAUUGAUUACAGGGGGUCAUAGCGAUGACAUUCUUUCAGGUGCAAAAAGAGUAACAGAAAAGAAACGUGGGGAUACAUUGGAAGGAUUGAAACGACAGAGAGAUGAAAUUUUUUCCAAGUUAAGCAAUCUCAAUAAAUCAAAGCGUAGGGGAAAUCUUGAGGAGCAAAAGAAAAGUGAAAUAUCUGGUUUGGAAUCUAGAUUAGAGCUUUCCCAACAAGACCUGUUUGAGGUUACGAGAAAGCUAAAGGCAGUUAACGAUGAGUUAUCUGUUAUCGCUGAAGAAGUUUUAAAACUUCAGCCAACCUUAGAUCAGGCACAAGCGGAACUUAUGCGUAUUAAUGAGCAAAUUGUUCAGCUGGAGAAUAAAAUAAAUUUAAUCGAGGAUGAUGUUUUCCGGGAUUUUUGUCGAAAAAUCCAAGUCUCCAAUAUCCGUGAUUAUGAGCAAAGACAAUUAAAGAUGGCUCAAGAAAUUGCUGAAAAUAGGCUUAGGUUUACAACGCAAAAGUCACGCCUUCAAAAUCAAUUGACAUUUGAAUCUGAACAACUAAAUGAAACUCAAGAUCGAUUAAACAGACUAGAAACAGCUAUUCGGGAUGAUGAACAUAGGCUGUCAGAGCUCGAAGAGGAAAAAAGUCAAUUGCUAAGGGAUAAAAGUCGUAUCUCCGAUGAAAUUACUGAAAAGCAAGAAACCCUUAAUGAAAUUAAAAAAGAAUUUGACGUAAGGACAGAUGCUGUUAAUUCAGCAAAGAGACAAUUAUCACAAUUGAAUAAAGAGAUUGAUAAGAUGAUGAAGGAAGUUGUUAACAAGGAAUCGGACAUAGAGAAGCUGGAGGCCGAUAGGUUUUCCAUAUUUCGUAAGUGCAAGCUGGAAGAAAUAGAACUCCCUGUCUUGAGAGGCUCUCUCGAUGAGGUUUUAAUUGGAGACUCGUACCAAGAGGAAGAUGCUAUGGAUACUGACGAUGAUGAUAUCAUUGCGUCAAGUAGUAGAUCAAAUUCUAAUUUAAAUAUUCAAGUUGAUUUUGAGUCCUUGACAGAAAAUCAUAUGGAGAAUAAUGGAAACGAGAUUGCUAAAGAUUUCGAAAAAAAGAUUGACGAAAUAACAGCAAAGAUGGAAGAAAUUGCGCCCAGCUUAAAGGCUAUAGAGAGACUUGAAGGCAUAGAACAACGUUUACAGGAUACAGAAAAAGAAUUUGACAAUGCGAGGCGGGAAGCUAAAUUGACCAAAGAAGCAUUCAACGCCGUUAAACAAGACCGGUAUAAACAUUUCCAUGAAGCAUAUGAUCAUAUUUCCGAAAACAUUGAUAAGAUUUAUAAAGACUUGACAAAAAGUCGUAGCUUCCCCUUGGGAGGGACUGCGUAUCUUAGUUUGGAGGACACAGAGGAACCUUAUUUAGACGGAGUGAAAUACCACGCCAUGCCUCCAAUGAAACGUUUUCGAGAUAUGGAGCAAUUGUCCGGCGGUGAAAAAACGAUGGCGGCGCUAGCAUUGCUAUUUGCUAUUCACAGCUAUCGACCAUCGCCCUUCUUUGUGCUCGAUGAAGUUGAUGCUGCCUUGGAUAACACGAAUGUUGGAAAGAUUGCAAAUUAUAUUCGGGAACAUGCUUCAGAUAAAUUUCAAUUCAUAGUUAUUUCACUUAAGAGUACAUUAUAUGAAAAAGCUCAGGCACUUGUUGGAAUAUACCGGGAUCAAGAGGUGAACAGUAGCAAGACAUUAACUUUACAG